Molecule: messenger RNA, 1561 nt
Organism: Cydia fagiglandana
Lineage: Eukaryota; Metazoa; Arthropoda; Insecta; Lepidoptera; Tortricidae
Product: cytochrome P450 6B7-like
Exons: 3
Coding region: 14-1561 (515 amino acids)
Molecular function (GO): iron ion binding; monooxygenase activity; heme binding
Source: RefSeq, a predicted model, not a curated record
UAUUUGUUAUACAAUGUUGUGGUUGUUAGUGGGUUUAUUAACAAUAGUACUACUGUUGUACUUUUACGGGACUCGGACUUUCGGGUACUGGGCGAAGCGCGGGGUCAAGCACGAUGCACCCGUACCGUUCUUUGGCACCGCGAAACGGCAGUUCCUCCAGCAGAUAACCUUUGCCGACAUUUACCAUGAGAUGUACCAGAAGUAUCCCAAUGAAAGAUUCGUCGGAUACUACCUCAUGACUAAUCCGUUGUUGAUUUUAAGGGAUCCCGAAUUGGUUAAACAUGUUUUAGUGGCAGACUUCAACCAUUUCUAUUCAAGAAACUUGCAUCCGAUCGACGAUAACCCUGAACUGUUGUUGAACAAUCUGUUUUCCUGUGAAGGCGAUCUCUGGAAGUUGUUGAGGCAGAGGAUGACUCCCGCCUUCACGACUGGGAAGUUGAAAGCGAUGUUUCCCCUGAUCGUGACGAGGGCCGAGAAGCUGCAGCGCGUGGCGGCCGAGGCGGCGGCGAGCGGCGCCGAGGUCGACGUGCGGGACCUCAUGGCGCGCUACACCACCGACUUCAUCGGCGCCUGCGGCUUCGGCAUCGACACUGACUCACUCAACGAUAAGAACUCCAUGUUCAGAAAGCUGGGUAUACGCAUAUUUAUCCAGGACACGAGAGAUGUGGUAGUAGCCAUCUUGAAAUAUGCUAUGCCUAGUUUGAUGAGAAGUUUCGCCUUCCUACCACCUUCUGUUGAGAAACUUUCAUCACAGUUAGUUAAAAGUAUAAUGAAGGAGCGGAAUUAUAAAAAUUCGGGCAGAAACGAUUUCAUUGAUUUACUUUUGGAUUUGAAAGAUAAGGGAAAGAUGGUGGGCGAGUCUCUGGUGCACAAGAAAGCUGAUGGUACGCCUUGUGUGGCUGAGAGGGAGAUGGACGACGACUUGAUGGUGGCCCAAGUGUUCGUGUUCUUCGCCGCCGGGUUCGAGACGUCCUCCUCGGCGACCAGCUACACGCUGCACGAGCUGGCGCACCAUCCCGAGUACCAGAGGAGGUGUCAGGAGGAAAUUGACGCGGUGCUCGCGCGUUACGAUAACAAACUAUGUUAUGAAGCUAUUAAGGAGUUGAAGUAUUUGGACAUGUGUUUCAGUGAAGCCAUGAGAAUAUUUCCCUCCCUCGGCUUUUUGCAACGCAAGUGCGUGAGAGCCUACACUAUCCCGGGCACGGACGUGACCAUCGACCCCGGGGUCAACAUCAUCGUCCCGGUCAAGUCGCUGCACCUGGACCCGCAGUACUUCCAGGACCCGGAGGAGUUCCGUCCGGAACGGUUCCACCCGGACAAUAUCGCAAGCAUAGACAAGUAUAUAUAUCUACCCUUCGGGACAGGACCGAGAGCUUGUAUAGGUGAGCGUCUAGGCUACAUGCAGUCCCUAGCUGGGUUGGCCGCGGUUCUGAGCCAGUUCUCCGUGGCUCCCUGCAAGAGCACACUCCGCAAACCGAUUGUUGACCCCAAGGUUAUGUCUGUACAGAGUGUUAAGGGAGGCCUGCCGCUCGCCCUCACCCCUAGGAAGAAGACACAAUGA